GGGACAGGCUCAUAGUGGUAUAUUGGAACCCAUCGAUACCUAACUCACUACCUGCUUCUACUGCUACAUCGUGCCAUCUUACUCGAAUUCUUACCGGCGAGUAUCCCGCCAAGUUAUGUUCUGUAUGCCCUCAGGUUGUUAUCAUCACGUCCAUGUUCACACGGUUGCCGUAGCAGCCCUGGAUAGGAAAAAGCUAGAACUCCCAUGUUUCUGCAUCCAAGGUAAACUCCCGUUCCCUCGGCCGCUCGAUACAAAGACUGCAGUUCGCUUCGAGAUAGUCCGCAGUCUCCCAUUCUACCUGACGGCACGGACAUGAAUGUGCUGUGCCCAGACCGUAUUCCUCCUCCAAUCGGUACCGAAGGCAGGUCGUGUCGGGCCUUGGACAAGAAGACACUAUUGUCCUCGCUUGCUCCACACGUCUGGCAUAGUAAUCCUCAUCCCAUCCCGUCCCAUCCCGUCUCAUUCCCUUCCAUCCCCCUAUUACCUGCAUUGCGUACGCCUUCUGCACAACCCUUCCAUCCGUCCCGUCCCCUCGCCAGAAAUGACCCCAAGAUCACGUCGCAGUUCUCCCCCGUACAGUCCCAAGCCCAUAUCGCGCACGCCUUCGGUUUCUCGGGGACGGGCAGGCUUUCCGACCCGUGUCGGCUCCAUGUAUCCGCUGCUACCAUCCCGUCUCCCUGCCGCUCGCGAGUGCCGCGAACUCGAGGCUGGGCGUGAGCGUAACUACGCAUAUGUACGUCCCCCCCCGUCCGCCCGCGCGUCACGGAUAACGCACGCACGCCCAUCACAUCGCACGCGACUAAGUCAAGGCGGCAUAUACCUAACUGCCAAGUACCGGUACCAGCCUCUGCUCCCCUCUCCUCCCCAGCUACCGUCGCCCUCUUGCACCCUCUCGACACCGGGUCCUGACAUCUCAUCUCUGGUGUGGGGUCCGGGGCAGCGCUGCUAGGCCUAAAUUACCAUCGCGUCCAUAUACGAGUUAUACCCCCCUCCAAAAAUAACCAGAAAGUUUCCGGGAAAGAGGGGCCAUAGACUGGGCAGGGUAGAUAAGAAGGAGACGGCGGGUAUAGGUGCCCCGGAGGGAGACC
Durotheca rogersii is the source of this 1088-nucleotide messenger RNA. RefSeq lists its product as uncharacterized. The transcript has a single exon. Bases 317 to 949 code for a protein of 210 amino acids. The record is from RefSeq and is a predicted model, not a curated record. NCBI's taxonomy places the organism in Eukaryota, Fungi, Ascomycota, Sordariomycetes, Xylariales, Xylariaceae.